Cordyceps militaris CM01 is the source of this 393-nucleotide messenger RNA. RefSeq lists its product as uncharacterized. The transcript is spliced from 4 exons. The record is from RefSeq and is a predicted model, not a curated record. Bases 1 to 393 code for a protein of 130 amino acids. Lineage: Eukaryota; Fungi; Ascomycota; Sordariomycetes; Hypocreales; Cordycipitaceae.
AUGUGCACCCCGCAGACGGGCUUGUGUUUCAACCUGAUCAUCAUCAGGCUUGCGACAACCCCUUGGUGGCCACUCUGGCACUUCUUGCAUACCCUGGUCUCCAUCGAAUCGGAUCCCGAUGGCGCUUGUCGGCGCUCUCCACUGUGGAUUCUCGUGGCUGUCGGCGAGGAAUUGCAGUCAUUUCAUGAUGACAAAAAGACCAAAAAAACAAAGAUGGUGGUGGCUAACUGGAAUGGUAGCUCGGGCAAGUCUCGCACCGACGGGCCGAUCCCUCGUCAAGCAAAAGACGUCUGCCGAGGCAAGAUCUGGUACAUGAUGCUGGAGUACAAUCUCCCGCAGCCCUGUGAGCUUUAUCCUCAAGUUGCUUACUGGUCCUGCUACCACCACUUAUAA